This is a messenger RNA of Fusarium redolens, 2304 nucleotides long. RefSeq lists its product as uncharacterized. The record is from RefSeq and is a predicted model, not a curated record. Bases 1 to 2304 code for a protein of 767 amino acids. Gene Ontology annotation, cellular component: nucleus. Gene Ontology annotation, molecular function: DNA-binding transcription factor activity, RNA polymerase II-specific; RNA polymerase II cis-regulatory region sequence-specific DNA binding; zinc ion binding. The transcript is spliced from 3 exons. Lineage: Eukaryota; Fungi; Ascomycota; Sordariomycetes; Hypocreales; Nectriaceae. Gene Ontology annotation, biological process: DNA-templated transcription; positive regulation of transcription from RNA polymerase II promoter by galactose.
AUGCAUUCACACGGGACCAAGAGAACAAGAAAUUUGUCACCCACUGCUACUAGCAAGCGACGAGCUCCGUAUGCUGCUCGCGCAUGUACGGCUUGUCGACGACGGAAAGGCAAAUGCGACGGCCAACAGCCAUGCGACUACUGCGAAAACCGGGAAAAGACAUGCGUCUACGAUGGAGAAGGUGUUACUCCAGGUACAGCUACCAGGGGCCCAGCACAGCCAUCAGCGUCCCAGAGCGACGAGUCUGAUCAGAGGCUUUCGCAACCUCGGACACCAGCCGCAGCCAAUAGUCCACCGUCUCCAGCCAGUCUACCUACCAACCCCGGAGGACCAAUUGCAACCAGUAGUGGAUGUGAAAGCAUCCAUGACAGUGAUCUCCCAGGUCUAGUUGCAAGUUUUCGCACCCAAUUGCGACAAUUCAAGGCCAUGGUUGAAGCACAAAGCAGUGGCACGAACAGCCUAGGAUCAGGAUCAAUUGCUUCUGUUCAACCGUUGCAUUCACCUGAUGACGCCACAAGCACGUCAAAUAGACAGCUGUAUGCCACGCAAACAGAUACCACUACAAACUCCGCUAGCCAUUGCUUCUACGGUCCUACAAGCCCAGACUAUAGCAUGAACCUAGUACAGAUCACUUUGCGGCAGCUAGGCUAUCUCACAUCAUUAUCACACCACCCCAUGCUACCAAGUGUCGAUGGUAACGAUGCUCUAUCAUCGUCAAUAUCACCCUGGCAGCCCAGGCGUCACUGUGACCUGAUUCAGCUAUUGCAGUUCCGGUCAUGGCUAUCGCUCCAGGAGGCCAAAGAUGCUGUCAAUACAUAUCAUGAAGUCAUAGGAGAAUUACAUCCGUUUGUUGAUAUUGGCAGAGUUAGAAGCCAACUGGAAUCAUGGUACUCAAGUGAUCCGAACCAAUCUCUGGGCGGCGAGAACACCCAACCUGAUGAUGACGAUCUCAUUAUCUUGGUCCUCAUGCUCGCUACAGUAGCACAAGCCUCAAAAGAUACUUUGCUUGCAAAGAUGGCAUCCGUUCUGCAUUCCAACUUUAUGCAUUCAGCUAAUGCUGCCGUUACGUCUCCCACAACCAGCAUUAAACAAGUAACCAUCGCUUUACUACUGGGUUAUUAUUAUACUUUCCAUGACCUUUCACGGCUUGCAUUGAGGUUAUGUGGCACAGCUGGACGCAUGUUGAUGGACCUCGGCUUCCACAACAGCGACAUGCUGAAUCACAUUCUCAAGACUGAUGGUCAGCGCAAAGAGGCUUCCGCUAUGAUGUGUUCUGUGAUUAUACUCGAUCGACAAUGGAGUGCUAUGACUGGCUUACCGGCAAAUUUCCCGAAUGCCACGUUCAGUCCUAUGUCUGCUUGUCUGGAUAACAUGCCAUACACGAAAGCAAUGUACAUGCUCAUCCUUAUCAGCGACAGAUUCAACGAGCCAAUAUCCCUCGCGGCCAGGGGAAAUACCCGUAUAGACGAUGAUGUCAUGGAACUCUUGGUUUUCCAAAUCCAGCAGUGGCAGAAAAAGUGCGUCGGAGACAAGGAUCUGUCUGACAUGGAGACUUGGUUCACUGAACCGUCGAAGUUACCUCCAUCGUGGCUAUUACUCCUCAUCUUCCGAGCUGCGUCCAUACGGAGUCUUCUGCUACGUCCUUAUUUCUUCCCCACAUCAGACGUCGAGAAAAGCAAAUUAUACCUCCCACAGGCCAUGGAACUAGCAGGCAAAGUCACAGAAGCACUAUUCCAGCUGGACAAUACCACGUACAUAUACCGCAACCAACGACCGUGCUACCAGCACAUUCUGGCGUCCAUUUGUGCUCUUAUGUUUCUAGUGGCGGGCUACGUUGAAGAACAUCGCUCCGCCAUGUUACCGGACUUGACACCAGGAUAUGACGAUCAGAUCUAUGAAUGCUUCGUACGAGCACGCAAGCUGUCCCAGAAGUACGGAGAUGUGUCCACGGCUGCAGACAUUUUAGGGAAAAGGAUUCGAGAGCUCCGUCAGGCUAUGGAAACGUACGGUCGAGGACGCAGAGAGGUCCCUCGGGAACCAAUCCGAUCUACAACCGCCGGCCCGCAAAGCAAUGUCAUGUCGGCAGAUUCCUCUGCGACGCCACAACAAGCUCCUCUAGAGACUGAGACUCGACAAGAAGCUUUUGUUAAUGUAGUAAAUGUCUCAUUCGAGAAUGAGAUGAACUCUUUCGGUGGAAACUUCGGCUUGGAGUUCCCGAUGGACGGUGAUCAUGGUCUGCAGGAUGCUCCGCCAUGGGUGUUGCGAGGGUGGCCUGCUAAUUCACAAAGUUUUCUGUUUCAAUGA